AAAAUUCCCUUAUCCUUCAUUUGUUACCCUUCUCGAGCCUUGACGCCCAACGAUCUCCCACAGAAGAAGCCCUAGAUGGAUCUCCUGAAGCAAGAGCUUCUCAAGAAGCGCCAAUCUCUGGCCGAAGACACCGGGGGCAAGCGAUUUUUUAAGCGGUCCGAGAUCGAACAGAAACGAAUCCAGAAGCUUCGCGAGCAGGAAAAGCGCGAGUUAGAAGCUAAAUCUCAGCGCCAUGCCACCUCCGCCGCCGCCGACUCCGCCGACCCAACCUCCUCUUCCAACACCUCCAAACCUGCCAACUCGAUCGUUUCCAACGCCGCCUCGUCCGCCUCAUCUACUUUCAAACCCCUAACGGACGAGCAAAACAUCGAUAACCUUGUUCUUCCGAAACAAGAGGUAAUUCGCCGACUCCGGUUCCUGAAACAACCCGUCACCCUCUUCGGUGAAGACGACGAUGCUAGGCUGGAUAGGUUGAAGUAUGUGUUGAAAGCUGGUUUAUUUGAAGUCGACAGUGAUAUGACAGAGGGGCAGACCAACGAUUUUUUGCGUGAUAUUGCGGAAUUGAGGAAGCGGCAGAAAACUGGGAUUCUGAGCGAGAGAAAGCGGCAAAAGGCAGAUGAUGGGUCGGUGGACGAUGGAGAAGGUGGCGCCGGCGAAGAGGAUUUGAGCGCAGAUGGCGGGUCGAGUGGCGUUGACGCUGAUAAGGAUAUAAAACGAAUGAAGGCUAAUUUUGAGGAAUUGUGUGAUGAGGAUAAAAUUCUUGUAUUUUUCAAGAAGCUGCUGAAUGAGUGGAAUCAGGAACUGGAUGAGAUGCCAGAGUCGGAGAAGCGAACAGCCAAAGGGAAGUCAAUGGUUGCCACCUUCAAGCAGUGCGCGCGUUACCUGAACCCUCUUUUCAAGUUUUGCCGGAAGAAGGUACUUCCUGAUGAUAUCCGUCAGGCGUUAUUGCUUAUGGUCGAAUGCUGUAUGAAGCGAGAUUAUUUAGCUGCAAUGGAUCAUUAUAUAAAGCUGGCCAUAGGGAAUGCACCCUGGCCUAUUGGUGUUACUAUGGUUGGUAUUCACGAAAGAUCUGCUCGUGAAAAGAUUUACACCAAUAGUGUAGCUCACAUCAUGAAUGACGAGACAACACGAAAAUACUUGCAGUCAGUGAAGAGAUUGAUGACAUUUUGCCAACGACGCUACCCAACAUUGCCAUCUAAAGCAGUUGAGUUUAACAGUUUGGCAAAUGGUAGUGAUUUGCAGUCACUCCUGGCUGAAGAGAGGUUUAGUGGGGUUAAUCAGGCAUCUGAGGAAAGGCUUCGUAUAAUGUCUGGUCCGAGAGAGAGUUAGCGAUUGACGACAUGCUUGUAUUGAGAUAUAACAUCUUACUUUCUCGUCUUGUGAUGUAAAUUACGUUUGUUUACUUGAAACCAUCUGUUUCUGUUGUUUAAAAGCAUUAUUUUUUA
Prosopis cineraria is the source of this 1445-nucleotide messenger RNA. RefSeq lists its product as uncharacterized. Gene Ontology annotation, biological process: generation of catalytic spliceosome for second transesterification step; RNA splicing. Gene Ontology annotation, cellular component: U4/U6 x U5 tri-snRNP complex; U5 snRNP; U2-type post-spliceosomal complex. Bases 76 to 1329 code for a protein of 417 amino acids. The transcript is spliced from 2 exons. The record is from RefSeq and is a predicted model, not a curated record. Lineage: Eukaryota; Viridiplantae; Streptophyta; Magnoliopsida; Fabales; Fabaceae.